Aethalodelphis obliquidens (Pacific white-sided dolphin) is the source of this 9773-nucleotide messenger RNA. It is a transcript of the gene CDKL5, whose product is annotated as cyclin dependent kinase like 5. The record is from RefSeq and is a predicted model, not a curated record. Gene Ontology annotation, molecular function: protein kinase activity; ATP binding. Gene Ontology annotation, biological process: regulation of dendrite development; protein phosphorylation; positive regulation of axon extension. NCBI's taxonomy places the organism in Eukaryota, Metazoa, Chordata, Mammalia, Artiodactyla, Delphinidae. The transcript is spliced from 18 exons. Gene Ontology annotation, cellular component: dendrite cytoplasm; nucleus. The coding region runs from base 279 to 3161 and encodes 960 amino acids.
GAGGGCGGGGUCGAAGGUUUCGAUUAGUUGUCGCCGCCGCUGGGGAAGGUAAAGCGGCGACGGCGGCCUCGGGAGCUGUGGGACCCUGGCUGGAGGUGGGGAUCUCGGCGGGGGAAUCAUUUAAUACUUCACAUUAGGACAAAUAUGUGAAAGUUCCUGCCAACCUGUGAGAAUUUCUUCCUUUGGACAUUUUUUGUUCUACUUACUGUACAACUUUCUUAGAAGUUCUUUUUUGGUGCCAUGUUCUGUGGCUUGCAUCAAAAGAGGAGUUUGUCUUCAUGAAGAUUCCUAACAUUGGUAAUGUGAUGAAUAAAUUUGAGAUCCUUGGGGUUGUAGGUGAAGGAGCCUAUGGAGUUGUACUUAAAUGCAGACACAAGGAAACGCAUGAAAUUGUGGCAAUCAAGAAAUUCAAGGACAGUGAAGAAAAUGAAGAAGUCAAGGAAACGACUUUACGAGAGCUUAAAAUGCUUCGUACUCUCAAGCAGGAAAACAUUGUGGAGUUAAAGGAAGCCUUUCGUCGGAGGGGGAAAUUGUACUUGGUGUUUGAGUAUGUUGAAAAAAAUAUGCUUGAAUUGCUGGAAGAAAUGCCAAAUGGAGUUCCACCUGAAAAAGUAAAAAGUUAUAUCUAUCAGCUAAUCAAAGCUAUUCACUGGUGCCAUAAGAAUGAUAUUGUUCAUCGAGAUAUAAAACCAGAAAAUCUCCUAAUCAGCCACAAUGAUGUUUUGAAACUGUGUGACUUUGGUUUUGCUCGGAAUCUCUCAGAAGGCAAUAAUGCUAAUUAUACAGAAUAUGUGGCCACCAGGUGGUAUCGGUCUCCAGAACUCUUACUUGGAGCUCCCUAUGGCAAGUCUGUAGAUAUGUGGUCCGUGGGCUGUAUUCUUGGGGAGCUUAGUGAUGGACAGCCUUUAUUUCCUGGAGAAAGCGAAAUUGACCAACUUUUUACUAUUCAGAAGGUGCUAGGACCACUUCCGCCUGAGCAAAUGAAGCUCUUCUACAGUAAUCCUCGCUUCCACGGGCUCCGGUUUCCAGCUGUUAACCAUCCUCAGUCAUUGGAGAGAAGAUACCUUGGAAUUUUAAAUAGCGUUUUACUUGACUUAAUGAAGAAUUUACUGAAGUUGGACCCAGCUGACAGAUACUUGACAGAACAGUGUUUGAAUCACCCUACAUUCCAAACCCAGAGACUUUUGGAUCGCUCCCCUUCAAGGUCAGCAAAAAGAAAACCUUACCACGUGGAAAGCAGCACUUUGUCUAAUAGAAACCAAGCCAGCAAAAGUGCGGCUUUGCAGUCUCAUCACAGAUCUAACAGCAAGGACAUCCAGAACCUAGGUGUGGGUCUGCCCCGGGCUGACGAAGGUCUUCCUGCCAACGAAAGCUUCCUGAACGGAAACCUUGCUGGAGCUACUCUUAGUCCCAUGCACACCAAAACCUACCAAGCGGGCAGCCAGCCUGGGCCUACCAGCAAAGAUCUGACCAACAACAACAUACCACACCUUCUCAGCCCAAAAGAAGCCAAAUCAAAGACAGAGUUUGAUUUUAAUAUUGACCCAAAGCCUUCGGAAGGCCCGGGCACGAAGUACCUCAAAUCAAGCAGCAGAUCUCAGCAGAACCGGCACUCAUUUAUGGAAAGUUCUCAGAGCAAAGCCGGGACGCUGCAGCCCAGUGAAAAGCAGAGUCGGCAUAGCUACAUCGACACCAUUCCCCAGUCCUCUAGGAGUCCUUCCUAUAGGACCAAGGCCAAAAGCCAUGGGGCAUUGAGUGACUCCAAGUCUGUGAGCAACCUUUCCGAAGCCAGGGCCCAGAUCGCAGAGUCCAGUACCAGUAGGUACUUCCCAUCCAGCUGUUUGGACUUGAACUCUCCCACCAGCCCAACCCUCACCAGGCACAGCGACACAAGAACUUUGCUCAGCCCCUCGGGGAGAAAUAACCGAAGUGAGGGCACUCUUGACUCACGCCGAACCACAACCAGGCAUUCCAAGACGAUGGAGGAGUUGAAGCUGCCCGAACACAUGGACAGCAGCCAUUCACAUUCGCUGUCUGCGCCUCAUGAAUCCUUUUCGUAUGGGCUUGGCUACACCAGCCCCUUCUCCUCCCAGCAGCGUCCACACAGGCAUUCCAUGUACGUGACCCGGGACAAAGUGAGAGCCAAAGGCUUGGACGGAAGCUUGAGCGUAGGGCAAGGGAUGGCGGCCAGAGCCAACAGCCUGCAGCUCUUAUCACCUCAGCCCGGAGAGCAACUGCCUCCAGAGAUGACUGUGGCGCGAUCUUCCGUUAAGGAGUCCUCCAGAGAAGGCACCACUUCAUUCCAUUCACGGCAGAAGUCUGAGGGUGGAGCGUAUCAUGACCCCCACUCUGAUGAUGGCACUGUCCCCAAAGAAAACAGACACCUGUACAAUGAUCCUGUUCCGAGGAGAGUUGGCAGCUUCUACCGAGUGCCAUCUCCACGUCCAGAUAAUUCUUUCCAUGAAAAUAAUGUGUCAACCAGAGUCUCUUCCCUACCGUCAGAAAGCAGUUCUGGAACUAAUCACUCAAAAAGACAACCAGCAUUUGAUCCAUGGAAAAGUCCUGAAAACAUUAGUCAUUCUGAACAACUCAAGGAAAAGGAAAAACAAGGUUUUUUCAGGUCAAUGAAAAAGAAAAAGAAGAAAUCUCAAACAGUGCCCAAUUCUGACGGCCCUGAUCUUCUGACAUUACAGAAAGCCAUUCACUCUGCUAGCACCCCAAGCAGCAGACCAAAGGAGUGGCGUCCUGAGAAGAUCUCUGAUCUACAGACCCAAAGCCAGCCAUUAAAAUCACUGCGCAAGCUGUUACAUCUCUCUUCAGCCUCAAAUCACCCGGCUUCCUCAGACCCCCGCUUCCAGCCCUUAACAACUCAACAAGCCAAAAAUUCCUUCUCAGAAAUUCGGAUUCACCCACUGAGCCAGGCCUCUGGUGGGAGCAGUAACAUCCGGCAGGAGCCAACACCAAAGGGCAGGCCGGCCCUCCAGCUGCCAGGUCAGAUGGACCCUGGUUGGCACGUGUCGUCUGUGACCCGGAGUGCCACAGAGGGGCCUUCCUACUCUGAACAGCUGGGUGCCAAGAGUGGGCCAAACGGGCACCCUUAUAACAGAACAAAUAGGUCCCGAAUGCCAAAUCUGAAUGAUUUAAAAGAGACAGCCUUGUAAUGUGUGCUGGAGUGGGGGUGGGGGGGAAAGGGACAAUCCGGUUAGGAGGGGAAGGGCGGGGUGGGGUGGGUGGAGAAUGGGCGGGGCCGGGGUGGUAAGCCAGUAUUUUCAGCUUUAUCAAGGUGUGUGCAAUAUUGUAUGUGUGGAGCCAGCUGGCUCCUCACGGCCACAAAUGCUAGUCAGGGAUCUUAGAGCCACAGGAGUUCCUUAGGGAUCACCAGUCCCCACGAGUCUUGUGUGAGAGUGGAUAGUGUGCAGCUGAGGAAGAAGACACUUUUGCCAGGUUCUCCCCCUUAGGUUCCAGCUCUAGUGCAAUCGCCGUUGAACUUGGGAAAGCCAGGAUGUGUUUUGGCACUGCAAGGGAUAGAAAAAUAUGUGUUGACCGAUGUCCUUACCACAGAUUUUUUUCCGCCUAGACUAAAUGUGGGGUUUAUUGUAAUCCAAAAGUAUCCCUUUGAAGGGUUAGCAGAUGAACUAACUGUAUGUCUUAAAUUGUUUUCUAAACUUCCAUAUUUGAUAGGGUUUGUAACAUUUAUUUAUAAUUAAUUAAUAUUGUACUGUUAUAAUCAUACCUUUUCUGUUAAACGUAAAGUUAUUUUGAGCUGUUUGGAACAUUGUGAAGCAGUGGGACAGCUACAGUAGUUUCUAUAAAAACUAAACAGUAACGUUUAUAUAUUGCAUCAGGAGUAUUUUAUUCUAUAUAUAAAUAUAUAUAUGGUAAAUAUCUGUCUGUUUUAUAAAUAUAAUCAUUUAAAGAAAGUAUCGUUAUGACACUAUCUGCCAUAUUUUUAUACAUUUGUGAUAUGAAGUGAGUAUUAUACUUCUAAUCAAGGGAGUUGAAUUGUGGCUGCUCGUGACUGUAACCGUAGGAACCUUGCUAAACUUUCAGGCGACAGCGGCAGCUUGUAGACACGAUCCUUGGUAGCAGACGAGAUGCAGCAUCUCCUUCUGAACCCACAGGGAAAGAAAGUUGGCUAGGCCAGUGAGAACUCCAGCAGGCCUGUUCCGUCCUCACACAGUUGGCUCCUCUUCGUGUCCAGGGACGUUCCUUGCACCUGAGGGGAGAACAGAUCCAGGGUUACUCAUGGGGUCUUUGUAGAGAGAAUGUGCUCUUCUACUUAGCAUUAGCGUAGGGCAUAGACCAAAGAUUUGCCAGUGAACAUUCCUAGUUGCGAGGUUGUAAAAGGUAUCUGCAGAUCUUGCAAACCAGCUCUAUGCUCCUGAAUCCUGUGCACUGUACUGGAGACUCUUGGCUGGUAGCGUGUGAGAUACAUGUGUGGCAUUUCUAUUUCUAAAUGCUUCUUUUGUUAUCGCUCUUUCCAAUAUAUUUAAAAGGCUCCUGAGGCAAUUCCAGAUGUAGAGAAAAUUGCUGUACUCAUCUUCCUGAGACGGUCCAUUUGUAACAAGUUUAUCAUGCACAUCAAUAAACACACAUACGCACACACACGUGGCCAGAACAGGACUUACCUUUCCCUCAUUUGAUCUCCUUCAACUCCCAGGUUAUUCCCAAGUAUCAUCAAGGCCUUUGGCCAACAAGGGUCAUAGCCCCGCGUUUCUGGGCCAUCCUUGACAGAAAUCACCUCAAUACCAUCAUCCGUCAAGAGUAUUAGAUUUUCGGAAGUAGUCUCUUAGCAAUAAUAUUUUUAAAGGUCCCCUCCCACCCCUCAAAGAGGUAGCUUCUCGGUAUUUAUUACUUGUCCCAGGACUGUGAGAGUAUCAGCCCCUGAAUCAAGUUGGCUAUAAUUGAAAUCUGCUGAGUUACUGUUCCCCUCCCCCAACAUUUUAAGAAUCAUAGCUCUGAUGAUUAUGAAGAUUAUAAAGAAAAAGGUCUUAGUUUCUUUGAAGCUUAAAUUGUGUGCAUAUUGCAUUUUUAUAUAACUACUAUAAUGAUGUGUAUUGAUUAUAUAUAGAGGUCAUUUUAAGGUGCUUUUAAUUUAAUUUUAAUAAGUGUAAUAGGCACUAAAAUAAAACUCAACUAGGUACUAUCAUUGAAACAAUUUGAUUCAAACCAAUAGUUUGCAUGCUCUUCGGUUCUUUUUAUAUCUUACUGCUUUCACCAGUUCAGUGCUGUCUGAGUAGCUCUGAAUUCUGGCUUUUUCCAGGCAGCUGCCCAGUUAUAUAGUGAUGUGGACCCUUAGCAGUUUUUGCCUGGAUACUAAUGACUCUAAAAGGGUGUGUAACUCUUCUUUUUUAAACUCAACCUGUACCUUGUAUUCCCCCUUGCAAACCAGAAACUCCAUUUUUUUCCUCUGGAAAGACUUCUCACUGUGCUGUGCGCUUAGGAACUGCGCAGUCACAUUGCCAUGCUGUGGCAUUUGAGGCUCGUCGUCACCUAGGGGCUGGUUUCCCAUGUUUUCAUCCGUGCUAACAUUGGGAUCUUAGAUAUUUGCAGAACAUUUAUAUUCGUGAUGGUUCUUCAAAGAAGGGCUAGAAUAAUUGCCUUCUACCUAGAGCAAAGUAAACCUAACUGAUGAAGAGUCAAUACAUACUUUUCGUACAUUCCCAGAUUUGAGCCAGAAAAUAUCUGCAAUGUUUUCAACUAGUGUUUUUGACGUAGCUCUUUUAUCCUCUUCUCAGCUUUUGUCCAUUCUGACUUUCAUUGACCUCAGUAAGCUGUAAAUGAUCUACAAUUCGCAUUUCUAGCAUGCAUAUUUCUCUUCCUGGUCACAUGGUAAAGUUUUCUCUCAAAUCUAAUGGGCCCUCUUUUAGCUCUGAACUUAUUUUCCUCUGGUUGAUGAAUUAUUGGCCUCACAAAGAUUGCCAUCUGUGAUAAGAUUAAGGACUUGACUUAAGGUCACAAAAGUCUGCAUUUUCUUCAGGAAGGGAAGUUUAUGACAUCCAUGUUCUAUCAUCUGCCCUAACUUCCUAAAGGAUAAAAAGGUUGAAUGAAGGCUUAUGAAUUGCUUUGUUUAUGGAAGUAUCGCUGAUCUUGUGAAAAGAAACUCUGCUUUACUGUUUUUCUACUUUUGCUUUACCGCCGUCCUCAUUAUUCUUCUCAGAAGUUCUGAAUGAACUUUUACUAAACCUUGUUUGGUUUCAGUCAGAGGUUUAGCCUCUCUAGAGCCCAAGACAAAAAGUGCUCCAUGCUGAGGGGCUCAAGUGAGUUAUCUACAGCAGGAUUCUCGACCAGGGCCAAUUUUGCCUCCUGGGGACAUUUGGCAAUGGCAGGAGACAUGUUUGGUUGUCACAACUGGGGGUGGUGGUGUGCUACUGGGAUCUAGUAGGUAGAGGCCAGUGUUGCUGCUAAACAUCUUGCAUGCCCAGGACCGCCCCCACCAGACAAAGAAUCAUUCAGCCCCAAAUGUCAGUAGUGCCGAGGCUGAGAAACCCUGCUCUACCAUAUUCCAAGCCCACCUGUCUGCAGAGCUUGGCCCCGCGCUAGUUCUCUGCAGGCUUCAAAACUGCAGGUACGAAUUCUUUAGCGUUGCAUUCUCUUAAAGAGUCUUCUACCACCUUUCUUGAAUCCCUGGAAUCCUACUGUCUGUUUUCAUUAUCUUGGACCUGCUAAAAGGUACAUCCUUUGGGAGGGGACCAGAGUCACUUUAUAGGUGUUUGAGAACUUAAAUUCUAGGUCAGCAUCCUUAGAAAAUCUUUCAUAGAGCCAUGAAGCUUAUAUUUAGAAGCAAGCAGCAGCCUGGCAGAUUGGCAUGAUUUUUACCAACUGCUCAAAGGCAUCCGUGGCUUUUAGCUGUCUCUCCCAAAAGAAAAUGUGUUUGUUUUUAAUUUAAGUCAUUUAAUAACUCUUUACAAAUACUGGCGUAUGACCGAUUAGAAGCAAAAAACUCUUAAUUGGUGGUCAUGAUGUGGCUGUUAUAGGAGUAUUUGUGCCGUGUGCUUUGGUUAAAUCUGUUUUAAAAUGUACUUUAAGAUUCACCAUUUGCAGUUGUACUUUAAUUCUAAGCUCAGAGCCAUGCUGGGUAGUUUCCAGUCGCAUCAUGUAUUAUAAAGUAUGCUGUGGUUGUAGAGUUAGACAGUUUAGCAUAUUUCUAACCUGAAAAUUAGUGGGCUUUGCUACGAAAUGCUACCCCAUUUUUCCUUCCCAGCACCUCUUAGUUAACAUCAUAGUACCCUCACUCCUUAAACUAGUUUUUAGAGUAAAUAAGGAAAAAAGCCAUUUAUUUUCUUCUAGCUAAGUAUUGAGAAUGACUCAUAAGUGUACAACUGUUUUUUAAGGCCAAGAGGAUUACUUUUCAAGUAUGUAGAAGGCUCUGUCCAUUUCUGUUCACCUAGGUCCUGGUGGGGACUCAACCUUUAGCAAGGGCAAUGGCUCAUUGCGACUUAUUCCUAGAGCUUAGCUGGGACUCAGAAAUCUGCAUAAUCUCUCCUGGUCAGAACAUAUUUUCUGGAGAGCAGUGCUUUUAUAUCUAGAAGUUUGUUAGCUCCUGCAUUAUAGUCAGAUAUUGAGCUCCGUGCGAGCACUAAGAUCCACAGACUCAUACUUUUGUGAACUGGGAAUGUGGUAUGAUACACUGAACCAAGUCAGAAAAUAUUGAAAUAUUUCCUUGCCUCCUUCAAUUCAUCACUAAUAAAGUGUGUAGGCAGAGAAAACUUAUUUGCAGUUAAAAAAAAUGGUUUCUUUAAAAGGGGCUGCAGAAACAACAGUACAUAUGUCAUAAGUGUCCUGUUGCUAAUCCGCAGGGCCAGGAUCUCACAAGAAGGCUCUCUUAGAGACUUAAAGGGCCAACUUGCAAAAUAAAAACUUGUAAGUGGCUCUGAUUUCUUCCUUCUGCAUCUUGACCAGCUGAGAUAUAGAACAUAAUAACUUGAGGUCUGAUUCAGCUGGGUAAAAAAUUCUGUAUUAGAAACCAUGAGUAAAUGCAAGAAAGUAAAUCUGUGACAGGAUGAGUCCCUUGUCUUUCUGUAUACACACAAUGUGGUAGAAGUACAGUGGCUAGGAAACUAUGGGCCUGCUGCCCUAUUCUAUUCUAUUUCUUCUUUUUUAAUCGAAUGUACUAUAAAAUGUCAUAGACUUUUGUGCCAAGUCAGUUACUAUGUGAAUAUUCAUUUCCCAUAGUGCUUUGUUAAUACAUCAGUGUUAGGCCUGGUCCUGACUCCACCUUUCUCCACUCCAGGCACUGACCCACCUUUCUGUGUAUCUCCUAUAGGCUAUUAAAUAUGAUCACAACCUGCCUUGUACUUCCAUUCAUUAACUGUUUACUCCCAAGUUUGAGGGAAGUUUGUCUUUUGUUUUGCCAGAAAAAAAUUUGUAAUAGUCUACACGUUGGAUUUCUAGGGCCAGAGAACUGUGGCAGUGAAACUGGUAUCUCUUCUAAGGCCCUUCAUUACCCAAAAGGUUAAGCUCUCUGAACCCCAUUUGAUCCUUGGGUUGUAUUUUGAUCUUCCUUUGGAAUCUUAAAAAUCGGUCUCCAUGUUGUAUGCAGAUUAGAAGUUGCCUUGUUCACUACUCUUCCAGCGCAUAGUAUCAGGGAGAAAGAGGCCUUAUCUGUUCCUCCAUCCCCUCCGUUUUGACAGACUGCAAAGAAUUCCUCAGGACUUCCUUUGGUUUGGGAUUUUACUUUCCCAAAAGCCUGAUCUGAUUCAUUUCAGGCAUAGACAAGCUUGUCCUAGUGCUCUGCUUCAGGGCUAAUCAGACAAAACCCAGGAAUAGAAAAGGUAGAUGCCUUGACUUUUGUCCCUGUUGGGGGAUUAAAGUGUUUAUCGCCAGAGUUGUCAAAAGCUCCAGUUACAACGCAUUCAGUUUCAAGGGAAAAAAAAAUGAUGCUUUUCCUUCUGGAGAACUUUUAAGUUCUCCACAGCAGCUUAGAUUUUCCAAAAUGGAAAGUAAAGCUUGUAUAAAAUCUGUUUUCACUAGAGAUAUACAGUCGAUUAUAGUCACCUCAGUCCAUUUCCCUCUCCUUGUUUCCUCCUUGGUCACUGAUUGAGUCAGGCUGGAGGGGUAAUGCUGUGAUUGUAAGAAGUAAAUUCUCACGUGAACGUGGACUGAUUAACAGAAACAAACCAAACAAAAUAGUUGCCCCUAAUUCCUAUCUCCAAGAAUUGCUUUGUGCCAUUUUGAAUUCAGGUAGUUAUUCUGUAUAUAUUUAGAAGACUAUUCUGAGCUUCUUCAAUCUCUAGGAAGUUUGAAGGGGGUAUCUGGGAAGACACAGAGCAGGGAGACUUUGAGAACCCUGCUUGUGCCUGAAAACAAAAAUAGGGAUAAGCCAGAAUGAUGUAACAUCUAAGUUUGUGGUAGAUGAAGAAUCAGUUGAAAUUCUUAAUUGCACAGACUUUAUAAUCCAUAAUAUAAAGUGUAAUUCCAUACUUUGUACUGUGGCAAGGGUGUGACGUGGUGUUAACCUUUUUAAUUUUUGAAUCCAAGCUGAAUUUAAAGUGUUGAAUAUUUAAAUUCCUCACAAGCUAAUUAUGAACCAUUUGUAAGGUGUUUAUAUAACUCUUUGUAUCAUGUAUUGGUACAUCUUAUCAAGUUUUUUCUGGCAUGUAUUCCAUUCUAAACUUCUGUAAAAUUUCUAUUGUUGCUGUAAAUAUUAUACAAAUAUCUAUUCCGUGGUAACCUUAAUUAUCAGCAUGAAAUGGUUAAUUUUUACUGAGCACAAUGUAUUUUUGAAUGGAUCUUCCCAAACGUCUUUAAUAAAAUGCAGAUUUUGCACUGAC